AUGCGCCAAGCGUUCAUUGGCAUUACUCCUGUGGCCUUACUGUGCUUCGACAUUAGCUCGGUCGAGUCUUUCGAGAAUGUCGAGCGUAGAUGGAAUCAUGAGGCCGACUUGUACCCAGGGAACGUGUCCAAGAUCCUCGUGGGCUGCAAGAAGGAUCUCGGAGCUGAGGCCGUGAGGAGUGUUUGGGUGCGCGAUGCUUACAAAAUGACGGCGAAGAUCAACGCGAACGUGUAUUUUGAAACGUCUGCUGUUACGAAGGAAGGGCUCGAGGCACUUUUCAGCCAUGUGGCGCAGAUAUCUGCACGGUGA
Molecule: messenger RNA, 309 nt
Organism: Didymella exigua CBS 183.55
Lineage: Eukaryota; Fungi; Ascomycota; Dothideomycetes; Pleosporales; Didymellaceae
Product: P-loop containing nucleoside triphosphate hydrolase protein
Exons: 1
Coding region: 1-309 (102 amino acids)
Biological process (GO): small GTPase-mediated signal transduction
Molecular function (GO): GTP binding; GTPase activity
Source: RefSeq, a predicted model, not a curated record